CCGACUCAGAGAGACACACAUUCACUCACAUUCACAUACAAACGCUCAGGCACGCUCAGGAGCCAGCCAUGGCGAAGGGAGAGAGGGUACCCGAUACCCCAGCAGGCAAACUCUUCAAGCCCCCAGAGCCAGCUUUCAACAAGCCCCCCCACCAGACUGUGCUGGACCAGAGGCUGUCUUUCUGCAGUAAACUGUGUUUCGCCAUCGGAGGAGCGCCCAAUCAGGUGGCCGGCAGCGCUACGGCGUUCUUCCUCCAGAUCUACCUGCUGGAUGUCGCCCAGAUCAACCCUUUCCAGGCCUCCAUGGUUCUGUUCAUAGGGAAGGCGUGGGGAGCCAUGACCGACCCUGUUGUCGGCUUCUUCAUCACCAAGAGCAGGUGGACCAGGAUAGGCAGACUCAUGCCCUGGAUGGUGGGCUGUACUCCGUUUGUGGUGGUCUCCUACUUCUACCUUUGGUUUGUUCCUCCCUUCACAAAUGGACGUUUCAUGUGGUACCUGGGCUUCUACUGCCUCUACCAGACACUCAUCACUUGUUUCCAUGUGCCUUACUCUGCCCUCACCAUGUUCCUCAGUACGGACCAGAAGGAGAGAGACUCAGCCACAGCCUAUCGUAUGACCCUGGAGGUGCUGGGUACUCUAGUUGGCGCUGCCAUCCAGGGUCAGAUCGUGGCGAGCGCCCACACCCUGAAGCACUGCCCCCACCACAACAUGUCCACCGGUCACCUAGGCAACGGCAGCGGGGCCGAGAUCGUCAAGAGAAUCGUUCACUCCCAGGACUUCCUGUCACAUGCUAAGGAGGUGUAUAUGAUUGCUGCUGGUGUGAUAGGAGGAGUGUUUCUCAUCUGCACUGUGGUCAUGUUCCUGGGAGUCAAAGAGAGAGAUGAUCCGUACAUUUCGAAGACGGAGAAGCAGAUCCCGUUCCACAAGGGCUUCAUCCUGGUGAUGCGACACGGUCCCUACCUCAGUUUGACUGCUGCCUUCCUCUUCAUCUCUGUUGCCAUUCAAUUGGUGCAGAGCAACUUUGUCCUUUUCUGUACGCACGCAGUGGACCUGAGAGACCACUUCCAGAACAUUGUACUGACCAUCCUGGUAUCUGCAGUAGUGAGCAUCCCUCUGUGGCAGUGGUUUUUGGAGAGGUUUGGCAAGAAGACGGCAGCCUUCUGUGGCAUCACGUGGAUCAUGCCGUUCACAGUGAUGCUGGUGUUCAUCCCUAACCUGGUCGUAGCCUACGUGGUGGCUGUCUCGUCCGGACUCAGUGUGGCCGCGUCACUCCUCUUACCAUGGUCGAUGCUGCCAGACGUGGUGGAUGACUUCCGCCUGGCCAACCCCCACUGUAAAGGCUUUGAGGCCAUCUUCUACUCCUUCUACGUGUUCUUCACCAAGUUCGCUGCCGGCAUCUCCCUGGGAGUGUCCACCCUCUGCCUCGAGUUCGCGGGUUAUGACACAGGGGCGUGCAGGCAGCCUGCUCAAGUAGCCUACACUCUGAAGUUGCUCAUCGGCGCCGCCCCGGUGGCCUUCAUCGUAACAGGCCUGCUGAUACUGCUGCUCUACCCCAUCAGUGAGGAUGUCCGGCUCAGGAACAAACUCUGUCUGGAAGAGCUACGGAAACAAGGCAGCAUCAGCUCCAGAACGCUGGAGGAUCUGAGUAAUGCAUGACCAGGGAUGGGACAAACAGGAGAAGUUCCACAUACGGCGGGUUCCAGUUCUCCGACUGGAAUAUGACGUCCAUUAGUGUAUAUUACACUGAGAAAUUAUAUAAUGGUAGUUAUGUUUUCCUGUAAACAUUUGAAGUUUGUUUCUGUAUUUUCACAUGAACGUGUACUGUAGAGCCAUCUUAAAUAUACCUACAAGAUGAUCUAAUUUACAUAAAUGAAUGUAUAUCACUAUUUGCUGUGUUUAGCCAGACAUUGCUGGUA
Molecule: messenger RNA, 1915 nt
Organism: Salvelinus namaycush (lake trout)
Lineage: Eukaryota; Metazoa; Chordata; Actinopteri; Salmoniformes; Salmonidae
Product: major facilitator superfamily domain-containing protein 2B-like
Exons: 14
Coding region: 69-1655 (528 amino acids)
Biological process (GO): carbohydrate transport
Cellular component (GO): membrane
Molecular function (GO): sphingolipid intramembrane carrier activity; symporter activity
Source: RefSeq, a predicted model, not a curated record